Messenger RNA from Seriola dumerili (greater amberjack), 1580 nucleotides. It is a transcript of the gene rrm2b, whose product is annotated as ribonucleotide reductase regulatory TP53 inducible subunit M2B. The record is from RefSeq and is a predicted model, not a curated record. Gene Ontology annotation, biological process: deoxyribonucleotide biosynthetic process. Lineage: Eukaryota; Metazoa; Chordata; Actinopteri; Carangiformes; Carangidae. Gene Ontology annotation, cellular component: cytosol. The transcript has 9 exons. Gene Ontology annotation, molecular function: ribonucleoside-diphosphate reductase activity, thioredoxin disulfide as acceptor. The coding region runs from base 110 to 1180 and encodes 356 amino acids.
CUGUGGGUGUCAGUUUAAAUGGUCUAACCAACAAAGCCUCAGCUGCAGUUACGUGAAGUCAUGGCACUGAGUAGAAGCUAGAAGAACCCAAUUAAAUACUCUGAAUGACAUGGAAAUGGAUCUCGUGAAUAUAAGUCGUCCGUCGGAUGACCUAAAACAACCGAAUGGCAUCAAAGAUAAAGAUCCAGACUGCCGAAAUGGUUCAGAGACAGAGGAUGAACCUUUGCUCAGAGAAAACCCCAGACGGUUUGUCAUCUUUCCCAUCCAGUACCCCGACAUCUGGAAGAUGUACAAGCAGGCGCAAGCCUCUUUCUGGACAGUGGAGGAGGUUGAUCUUUCCAAAGACCUGACACACUGGGACAGAUUGAAACCUGAAGAGAAACACUUCAUCUCCCAUGUCCUUGCAUUCUUUGCUGCCAGUGACGGUAUCGUCAAUGAGAACCUGGUGCAGAGGUUCACCCAGGAGGUGCAGCUCCCUGAAGCACGUUCCUUCUACAGCUUCCAGAUUCUCAUAGAGACUGUUCACUCAGAGAUGUACAGCAUGCUCAUCAACACUUACAUUAGGGAUCUGAAGGAAAGGGACUAUUUGUUUAACGCCAUUCAGACUAUGCCUUGUGUGAAACGAAAAGCAGACUGGGCCAUACAGUGGAUAAAUGACAACAAAGCCUCAUUUGGGGAGCGGAUUGUGGCUUUUGCAGCUGUGGAGGGAAUCUUCUUCUCUGGCUCAUUCGCUGCCAUCUAUUGGCUCAAGAAGAGAGGCCUCAUGCCCGGGCUUACCUACUCCAAUGAGCUGAUAAGCAGGGAUGAGGGCCUGCACUGUAACUUCGCCUGCCUGCUGUACAGCUACUUGAUGAAAAAGCCAUCAGAGGACAGAGUGAAGGACAUCAUCACAAAAGCUGUUAGCAUUGAGCAGGAGUUUCUGACAGAGGCCUUGCCAGUGGAUCUCAUUGGAAUCAACUGUUGUCUGAUGAAACACUACAUCGAGUUUGUGGCUGACCGUCUUCUCACUGACCUCGGACUGGCUAAAGUUUACCAAGCAGAGAACCCAUUCGACUUCAUGGAGUCCAUUUCCCUAGAGGGGAAAACAAACUUCUUUGAGAAACGAGUGGCGGAGUAUCAGAGAUUUGGAGUUAUGUCGAGCAUGACAGACUGUGAAUUCACACUGGAUGCAGACUUCUGAAACAGAGAUCACUGUUACCAUUGGCCUAUUUAUUUUAAUUUUUCUUCUAUGUAGUAGUUGGCAAAGAAAACCUCCACAUGUUACAGCUACGUUUGGCUGAGGAAUGGGAAAUACACCUCAAGUGAAUUAGCAGCCAGUAUAGUUUGCAAAGUGGAAUAAGGUGAAUGUUAAAGGCCAAUUUUGACCUGGAAACAGUUCAGAACAGGCAUUUUUAGUUAAGCAUAAAUAAUGAGCGAGGUUACAAGGAACAACUGUUUCACACCUUAUUUGACACUUAAAGAUGAUAAAUAUAUACAUAAUAUUUUAUUGAGUCUGCAGGUCUGGGUACUGGAUUCUAUGGUGAACUGUUUUAGCGUUUUGUCAUUUUUAAAGGUACAAUAAAAUGUUUUGUAAAAUGAAA